CCUGUCUUUGUCUCACCGUCUGAGGUAAGUCCCUCCCCGGAAAAUUUAUUGUCUAAAGUCCUCGUGUUUGAAAAACGUAUGGAGCAGAUCCUCGCCGGAGGGCGGAGCUCCGGCGAGUGUCUCAAUGGCAUGCUGACUGGAUUAAUGAGCAUGACGUGGAAUUAAAAAAAAAUUAAAAAUUAAAAAAAAUUACAACUCAGAUUAUUAAACCUAAUUUACAUAUUCCUAAUUAAAACCCUGACUUAAUUAAUCAAAACAAAUUUCCCCCCCAAACUUAACCCAAUUCACAUCAAUUAAACCCAAACCCAAAAUCCCCAAUCCCCUAUCCAGAACUUAACCUAAACCCCGUUCUUCCUCUACCAUCGACUUCUCCGCCUCUCUAUCUGUUCUUCUUCGUCUUCUUCCCCCUUUGCUAGUUCUUCGUAUGAUUUUGGCUUGUUUUCUUCCUCGCAAACGCAUCCCUGCAACCCAACCCUGUGAUUCGUAGCAUCUUGUAUCCUUUCCUAACAUGAAUGGUUCUUCUGCUUUGAAUGGUUCUACUGCCUCCUCCUCUCGUUCCAGGCAAAGGCAUAGGUCUGUAGGGGCUAGGGCAAAAUGUCAAUGUGGUCUUCCUCUCAUGCUUUACACUGCUGGUACUCAAGAGAACCCAGAGAGGAGAUUUCUGAGAUGCAGAAAUUGGCAUUUACCAGGCACAUGUGAUUUCUUUUUUUGGAUUGAUGAACCUGUUCAAGAAAGAGAACCCAGACAUGUAGAGGCAGAAAUUGAUAAUUCUGAGAUUGGCGAAUCAUCUAACUCAAUGCUUCCUGGAGCUGAUUUGAAGAAGAAGAUUAAGAAGUUGAAGAAGAAGCUUGAAAUUGAGACUUUUCACAAGAAAGUUGCAUGUUUGAUUGCUCUAAUUUCUUGGAUAGUCACAUUUUGGUUUUUCUGUAGGGAUGAAAAGAGUUUGAAGGGAUGAAUGGUUUGAAGUGUAUUCUGUUUUGGGUAGUUGUUUUGUGUUAGUGAAUUAAAAGCUUGGAUGUAGCUUUGAUGAAAGGUUGUUUGUAUUUCUGGGCUUGAAUUGAAUAUGUGGCCAUCAUUUCUAUCUUGGGUUGAUGUACCAUGUAUGGAAGUUAAUGAAAUGGCAGACCAUGUUGUUGUGUCUCAUUUAUG
Molecule: messenger RNA, 1149 nt
Organism: Lotus japonicus
Lineage: Eukaryota; Viridiplantae; Streptophyta; Magnoliopsida; Fabales; Fabaceae
Exons: 2
Coding region: 509-955 (148 amino acids)
Molecular function (GO): zinc ion binding
Source: RefSeq, a predicted model, not a curated record